This is a messenger RNA of Homarus americanus (American lobster), 892 nucleotides long. RefSeq lists its product as uncharacterized. The coding region runs from base 1 to 816 and encodes 271 amino acids. The record is from RefSeq and is a predicted model, not a curated record. The transcript has 5 exons. NCBI's taxonomy places the organism in Eukaryota, Metazoa, Arthropoda, Malacostraca, Decapoda, Nephropidae.
AUGAUCACACGGGUGCGGGUGCCGGCGAGGCUGGAGGUGGGUGGUGAAGGGGAGUUAGACUGCUCGUGGGAGGAAAACACCGAUCACAUGUACUCUAUACAGUGGUAUCAGGGACCUCAUGAGUUCUACCGCUACACGCCCACCGCCGCCCAUCCCAUCCAGAUCUUCGACCCUCCCACCCUCGAUGUUGAUGUGACCAACGUGACGCUAGCAGCUGAGGGCCCUUCCACUGUGAAAUUGCGCCGAUGGCCCGACCUUCCACACUGCUUCCGACUCUGCUACUCUCACUGUGGUCGAUCUACCAGACGGGGUGCCAGUGAUCAAGGGCGUGAAAAGUCACUACCUGGUGGGGGACUGGGUCGACCUCACCUGUACUUCCCUCAGAUCCAAGCCAGCGGCCGCCUCGCCUUCGCUAUCAACACCCAACCCGUAUCCCCGGGGUGGCUAGAUCCUCAAACGGACCAGCUAGACACAGAUGGCCUGACGACGUCCUCUCUGCGGCUACGGUUUCUCCUCCUGCCGCGACUACUGCAGGAGGGGGAGGUGAGGGUGAGGUGUGGCGGAAGAUCCCCGGGGUGUACCAGCAGGCGGCCCACGACGUCCUCACCACACACCCACCCUACCACGCCUCCGUCCUGGGCGGUGGUGCUGCUUCAGGUACACGGCCCUGGCACGACCUUCUGGCCCUCACCUUCCCUCUCCUGGUGUCAUCCGUCGCUGUUCACCCGCUUCUCUGAGUCUGCCUCACCCACUCCACCACCACCAGCAAUACCGUCUUCAUCCGUCAACGCGCUGAUCUACGAACCAAAAAACUAAAAUACAAUAAAAAUUCAACCAAUUCAUCCACCAAGGACAGUAAAAUUAGCUAUCAAUCAUGCCUUAACCCCCCCAC